Cynara cardunculus var. scolymus (artichoke) is the source of this 1301-nucleotide messenger RNA. Its product is annotated as DNA damage-repair/toleration protein DRT100-like. Gene Ontology annotation, molecular function: protein binding. The transcript has a single exon. The record is from RefSeq and is a predicted model, not a curated record. Lineage: Eukaryota; Viridiplantae; Streptophyta; Magnoliopsida; Asterales; Asteraceae. The coding region runs from base 84 to 1181 and encodes 365 amino acids.
ACAUACAUACACGUCAUUUCAGACAUCAAAGCUAGCUAAAACAAGUAUAUAAUUGAGUAGGAAAGAGCUAGCUAGGGAGUGAAAUGGGUACCUUCUUGUGGUGGAUUACAGCUGUUUUGGUAUUCGCCGUCGGUGUGACGGUGAAUGCUUGCGCGCCGCAUGAUAUGGAAGCGUUGCUGGCCUUCAAAGCUGCUUUAAACGAGCCUUAUUUGGGCAUCUUCAACUCGUGGACCGGUAACGAUUGUUGUAGUAACUGGUACGGCAUUACUUGUGACCCGACUACGAAACGGGUUGCGGAUAUAGCCCUCCGUGGAGAGUCCGAAGACCCGAUUUUCCAGAAGGCUAAGCGUACGGGGUACAUGACCGGUUCCAUCUCUCCAGCUAUAUGCAAGUUGGAGAGGCUAUCCAAUGUCAUUCUUGCCGAUUGGAAGGGCAUUUCUGGUAUUAUACCUCCCUGCAUAACCUCUCUGCCUUUCCUCCGUCACAUAGAUCUCGUCGGAAACCAAAUCUCCGGUGGUAUCCCUUUUGAUAUCGGCAAGCUUAGCCUCCUGACGGUUUUGAACCUGGCAGACAACAAAAUUACUGGAACGAUCCCGAGGUCGCUCGCAAAUAUAUCUACAUUGAUGCAUUUGGAUCUCCGAAACAACAUGAUCUCGGGAAUUAUACCACAAAACUUUGGUAGGCUUCGCAUGCUAAGUCGUCUUCUGCUGAGCGGCAACCGCAUUUCCGGACUGAUUCCGAACACUGUUCCUCACAUGUAUCGCCUGUCCGAUCUCGAUCUCUCGUUAAAUCAGAUCUCCGGACCGAUUCCUGAAUCACUUGGAAAAAUGGCGGUGCUGGCGACGUUGAACCUAGACGGAAACAUGAUUUCCGGUAAAUUACCGGCAACAUUGAUAAAUUCUGGCAUUAGCAUUCUGAACCUUAGCAAAAACGCUAUCGAAGGCAGCAUCCCGGACGUGUUUGGGCCUAGAUCUUACUUCAUGAUGAUGGAUUUAUCAUAUAACAAACUGACAGGUCCGAUUCCAAAGUCGAUAUCGUCGGCAUCAUAUGUCGGACAUCUUGAUCUGAGCCAUAAUCAUCUUUGUGGAGCGAUUCCGGCCGGUUCGUGGUUCGAACACCUUGAAGCAUCGUCGUUUACUUACAAUGACUGUCUGUGUGGAAAGCCUCUUCAAGCUUGUUAAUUAUAGUUAUAUGUUAAUUAGUCGCCGGUCGGCGCCGUUCUAAGGAUAAACAUAGUAACGGAAAUCUGUUUCAGUUUCCGAUUCCAGUUCGGCAAGUUUGAGCAGUUGGUUUUUACCGUG